AUGACGGCGGAUCCUUACUGCGAACACCUCGCCUCCCCGAAUGGCUGGGUCCUUGCUCUCUCUGUUCAACUCGUCCUGGGCAUCUUGAUCUCGUAUAUUCCACAACAUGUAAAGAUUAUUCGUCAUGGCACUUCUGCUGGUCUUUCGCCUUGGUGGGUGUUACUAGGCACCAUCUCUUCCAUCGCAGCGCUUGCAAAUAUCUUGGUUCUGCCGUCUAGUCAGCAUGAUAUGGCUUGUUGUCGCGAGAUCUCUGGUAAAGCUUGUGGUGCUGCUUUGCUGGGUGUCGUGCAGAUUGGCGUGCAGUGGGUUUGCUUCAUGACCAUUAUGGUCCUCUUCCUCGUCUUCUUCCCCCGCGAUGCCUUUGCAAACCCCCCUCCAGAGCACCUCCCCCCAGACACCCCCCGCAAACGCGACGCCGUAAUCGUCGGCGUAACAUCCUUCAUCUCUCUCCUCACCGUCGGUCUAAUCUCCACUCUCUUCCUCUACCACCUCCCCUCUCAUCUCCUCUCAUGGGCAAACUUCCUAGGUAUCCUCGCCGCCGUUUUAUCCUCGAUUCAAUAUAUCCCUCAACUCUACACGACGUGGAAAGCUAAACAAGUGCUGAGCUUGAGUAUUGCUAGUAUGCUUAUUCAGGUUCCGGGUGCGUUUGUGUUUGCGUUUAGUUUAUGGUUGAGGGUUGGGUGGGAGGGGUGGAGUACUUGGUUUGUUUAUUGCGUUACGGGGGUCUUGCAGGGGGCGUUGCUUGUCAUGGCUAUCAUUUAUGAUAGAAAGGAGAAGAGCGGGGGAGCUGUGGAGCAAGGAGAGUCUAACGAGAGGGAUCCCUUGUUGGAGAGCUCUGGGAGAAGUGGCUAA
This is a messenger RNA of Aureobasidium subglaciale EXF-2481, 852 nucleotides long. RefSeq lists its product as uncharacterized. The record is from RefSeq and is a predicted model, not a curated record. The coding region runs from base 1 to 852 and encodes 283 amino acids. Lineage: Eukaryota; Fungi; Ascomycota; Dothideomycetes; Dothideales; Saccotheciaceae. The transcript is spliced from 3 exons.